This is a messenger RNA of Alternaria arborescens, 2007 nucleotides long. RefSeq lists its product as hypothetical. NCBI's taxonomy places the organism in Eukaryota, Fungi, Ascomycota, Dothideomycetes, Pleosporales, Pleosporaceae. The coding region runs from base 1 to 2007 and encodes 668 amino acids. Gene Ontology annotation, molecular function: zinc ion binding; DNA-binding transcription factor activity, RNA polymerase II-specific; sequence-specific DNA binding. The transcript has 4 exons. Gene Ontology annotation, biological process: positive regulation of transcription by RNA polymerase II; DNA-templated transcription. The record is from RefSeq and is a predicted model, not a curated record. Gene Ontology annotation, cellular component: nucleus.
AUGCCACCGACGACCUCACCAACACAGCCUUUGAGGGCGAGUUCAGUGCAAAAGAGGGGCAGCAAGCCAGUCGCUUGCCAAAGAUGUCACUCGCGCAAAGUGAAAUGCUCGGGAGGCCACCCAUGCUCAAACUGCCGCGAUAACGCUGAAACGACGCCUUGCGUGUAUCCAUCGCGCGACCGACAGAUCAAGCUCAGUGAACAUCACCUGAAUGAGCUGCUAAAGGAUUACGAGCGUUUAAAGGAUCUCGAGCGCCUACGCAGCGGCCCCUCCGGGUCCGCUCAGGCUGCUGUUCCCGUCGAAGAAGCUCUCGAAAGCAACACAGCUGUGAAUGAAGCCGUGCGUAAUCCACUACUUGAGGAUAGGCCUUGGUUCCAUGCAGUGUCUUCCGAGCAUGUACCUAUCCACGUUGGGGAAGCUGCCGACGCAGCAUUUGCGACAAGAUUCCGCCAGACUCUUGCCGUAGGAAAUACCAAGCAUCUCCCUCGAAUGGACCACGUACAAGACGAUUACCUCUUGCUGCCUUCUCAAGCCCCGUUUAAUUGGCCCUCACCUGCAAGAGCACGUUUCUUGGUCAAAGUAGCCCUGUCCACUGUCUGCCAAUAUUACCAUAUCGUGCGCAAGAGCCAAGUCACGAGAAUCCUGGAAGACGCUAUCAAGAACAACGGCAAUGGUAACCGGGUAGUCAUCUGUAAGCUUUUAGCACUAUUCGCCCUAGGCGAAGUGUAUUCUGCCAAGCAUGCUUCCAUGGAUGCGGUCUUUCCCGGCUUAGCCUACUUUGCUCAAGCAAGAAGGAUGAUUAGCAUUCCUGCCGAGCGGCCGCAGAUGGACACCAUAGAGGUCACCCUUCUAUUGGUUCUUUAUUCCUUCACGGUCAAUCGUCGCCAUUCGGCUUACAUCUUCGCAAGCUCUGCCUGUAGACUGGGUCUCAUAAUGGGCAUGAAUAUGAACAUACCGGAACAUCAGUGCCCCGAUCGGCUUACGAGGGAGCAUCGCGUACGGCUAUGGUGGUCUGCAUAUGCUCUUGAUAGAUCAUGCGCAUCAAAACUCGGUCUUCCAGUAUCUGUUGCUGAUGAAGAUAUCAUGGUAGACUUUCCCAGUAGUGACGGUCUCGAUGCUGCAGAAGAAGGCGAUUUUGGCGACACUGAUUACAGCUUAAAUAGCAUCAAGUUGGCCAAACUUGCUGCUCGAUUGACAAGAGCUAUCUACAGUAGGAGAAACCAUCACGAUUCGUUUUCCAAAAGGGUUCAGGCGAUGCUCAAGGAUCUCACUAAAUGGAUGGACGACCUGCCAGUUAAGUUUCAUCUCAAGGACAACGACAAUUCAGCACCUAUCCACAUUGUCUACAUACAUCUGCGCUUCAACCAGUGCUGUAUUCUUGCCACACGACCGAUACUUCUACAUGUUCUCCGCAGCCACAAGCAGUCAUGGUCAGAUCCAACUAUCGAUCCCAAACGUAACCUUCCUGAAGGCGCUCUCGCACUUGCGGAAACAUGCAUUCAAUGCGCGCGUCACAGUUAUCGCAUCCUUACGGAAGCCUGGAUUCACGGGUCCCUGGCUACGCUGGAUUAUUUCGACACGCAAUACUUCUUCUCAGCUACUACGGUCCUCGCUAUUUCUAGUCUUCUGCAGUCACCGCGGAGUCAAGCAGACGGUGACGAUUUCAACAACGCGGUGGAGUUGUUACGACAGCUUGCUCGAAGCGGUAACUAUGGCGCAAAAGAGUUCGUCAAGCAUAUGGAUGCGAUAGAGCAAAGUAUGCAACUUGUGGCAGAUACCAGCUUUGCGCUAGGUCGACCACAACAAACGUCUGUGGCCAGUGCGGAGCAAUUGCUUCCUCCUUCCAGCGAGGCAAUGACCGCUGGUAUGGCUCUUGCCGAUCCUUCCCUUCGGUACUUUCUUUCCGAAUCUGAUUUAGAUCUUCAAGCUUUUAGUAACCCUGCUUUUGACGAAUUGCAAACACCAUACUGGUGGGCGGACGGUUGGGGAGUGGGUGGAGAUAUCUGA